GGGUAGCGCUGGGUCUGGCCGCGGCGAGGUGGUCACCGCGCUGUUCCGCGGCCCGCCGGCCUUCCGCCCCAGUGGACUGUCGGGGUCAGGGGUGUCUGGCUUCCUCUCCGCUUCGGUUCGCCUCGCUGGGGCCAGAAUGGCCGAGCCGGACACUGGGGACAGGGCCAGCUUGGGUCGCUCGCUCCGGACGCCUCGACGGGGCGGCGCUGCUCUGGUGCUCAGGCCCGGAAGGGGUGCCCCCCGCGGGGCUCCUGGUCGUGCUUUGCGACCCCUCGGCCCCACAACAGCCGUGUAAGGACUGUCGCCUGAAAAGAAUGAAUCGGUCCUUGGCCUUUGCCCUCAUCGUGGCAUGUCGGGCCACCGAUCCUUGUGAGGACCCGAAGCAGCUGUCACCCCAGAAACAACUGCAGACCCUUCGGACUCAGCACCCCACUCGGAGGGCGUCGUGCACUCGCCGAAGCCGGUGCCGGCAGCAGCUGUGACCUUCCCAGCAGCGCGCGUUCUUUUGCCGCUUCUGCCCCGGCCCCGUGGAUGCCCCGGCCCCGUGGAUCUCCCGGCCCCGCGGUAACAGCCCAGCCCUCCCUCCAGCCGCCGCCCGCGGCCCUGACAUGGACGCCUCCCUUCCAUUUCCUUCCUGCCCAUGGACUCCCGCGGCGCUGCUCCCGCUGCACCCUCUGCCUGGCACAGUCUGGCCCCGAUCUUUAAGGUUCUUGGCGCCUUACUCCAUCGGUUCUUGCUCAAAUGCCUUUGGUCAAGGAGGGCUUUCUAAAUUUCGUGCUGGAUUCCAUUACACUGCUCACUCUUCCCAGCGCCACCUGAAGUUCCCACGGGUUGCUUCGGUCUGCUGCUUCUUGGUGAGGGCUGUGACCUUGCCUGUCUCGCCUGUCACAUUCCUAGCGCUAAAAGAGAUGCUUUCGUGGUGACGGCGGCGGAGAGGACAGGAUGAGGCUAAGGCGUGUAGACGCGGUAGAAGUGAAGGCCUGUGGGACAGGUGACAGGCAGCGGAGGCAAAGAGGAGGGGCUGCAGCCUGGCUUUGCUCCCCUGGGCCUCGGGGCAGGUCACUGUGCGGGGCAGCGUUUCCCCACCUUCUCUCUGGCUUGCUGGGCGACGGAGAAAACCUGAGCCCUGAGUGGCAGGGACAGGAGAGAGUGGCCACAGGAACCGGCCCCGCUGUAUCUCCCGCUCCACCUGCCUUCACGCUCUUGCUGUGCCCACGAUGCUUCUCUAAAGCCGUCUGACCCCCAGGAAACCCAGGCCACUUCGGGCAGCUGCAAAGGGUGAUUCUGUGGUGGCCACCACCAUCUGCUGCUAGUGGGUGAUCGAUCAUCUGAGCCACCCAACAUAGGGCCUGCCACCAACAGACCAGACUCUUUUUUUGGAAAUGGCUUAAGAGUCUUGAAUGUCACAUUUGGUACUUAGAAGGAAUUUAUCCCGAAGCGAAACUAGUUCUGUGCCAUUUUCACUGAAGCUCAUAAGGUACUUGAGUUUCCUGGGAAAUGCUGACAAUGCUCAUGGCACCUCAGUUGUAAAGUGGCUGCAAGUUCUUCUAAGGAAAAUGUUGACCCAAGAGCCUUCCGAUGACAGCAGAAGGCAGGCGAGGGCUGGCACAGCAGGUGUGCUCAGUCUCUCCUCUGGGAGGAGCCGGAAAAGAAUAGAUACAAACGCCAAGGCCACCAGGGACUUAGCUGCUGAGUGUGGGUGACUGCUGCUCCUGGGGUCAGGGAGGUGGCGGCCGGCGGUGGGGCAUGGCCUGCUCACAAGGCUCUUUCCAGGUGCUGCCAUGUCCCACGGGCUGGUCCUGUACUGCCUGGCUGGGCUGCUGCUCAGCUGCCUGCUCUUCCAGAGGACGGAGGCCAAACUGGCAGGGGGCCCCAUGGCCCGUCAGCCCUUCUGGGCACCCCCAGGGCCCCGCCGCAACCAGUGUCCACCCAACCACGUAGUGGCUAAUGCUUCCCUGUCCCUGCCUAGCCGUCACCGCCUCUUCCUGACCUAUCGCCACUGCCGCAACUUCCCCAUCUUGCUAGAGCCGUCAGGCUGUGCCGGGGACAUCUUCCUGCUCCUGGCCAUCAAGUCGCAGCCUGGCCACAUGAAGCAGCGUGCAGCCAUCCGCAGCACAUGGGGCCGGGCUAGGGGCCAGGCUAGUGGCCGGCAGCUGAAGCUGGUGUUUCUCCUAGGGGUGGCAAGGCCUGCAACCCCCACCCAGCUGCUGGCCUAUGAGAGUCAAGAGUUUGAUGACAUCCUACAGUGGGACUUCGCUGAGGACUUCUUCAAUCUGACGCUCAAGGAGCUGCACCUGCAGCGCUGGGUGGCAGCUGCCUGUCCCCAGGCCCGCUUCAUGCUAAAAGGAGAUGACGAUGUCUUUGUCCAUGUCUCCAAUGUGCUGGCGUUCCUGGAAGACCUGGACCCAGCGCAGGACCUCCUGGUGGGAGACGUCAUCCGCCAGGCUCUGCCUAACAGGAACACCAAGGUCAAAUACUUCAUCCCCCUCUCCAUGUACAGGGCCCGCCACUACCCGCCCUAUGUUGGGGGUGGGGGGUAUGUCGUGUCUAGAGCCGCCAUGCAGCACCUCCGGGCAGUCAUGGAAGAGGCCGAGCUCUUCCCCAUUGAUGACGUCUUCGUGGGUAUGUGCCUGAGGAAGCUGGGGCUGAGUCCCACGCACCAUGCUGGCUUGAAGACAUUGGGAAUACAGCGGCCCUUACACCACCUGGACCCGUCUCUUCAGAGGGCUCCUCCUGGUGCACCACCUCAGUCCCCUGGAGAUGUGGACCAUGUGGGCACUGGCAACAGAUGAGGGGCUCAAGUGUGCAGCUGUCCCCUUGUCUCAGCUCCGGCAGGGUGCUGGGCGGGUGGGCUAAGUGCAACCUUUCCUGACUUUAUGAGAAACGGAGGACCUUGAAACUCAACCCAUGGUGGAAAUGCUGGCUGGGUUUUUGUAGCCCCCUCCCAAACUUUUCUAACUUUGAUUAAAAACACUGAAACCUG
Molecule: messenger RNA, 2983 nt
Organism: Pteropus alecto (black flying fox)
Lineage: Eukaryota; Metazoa; Chordata; Mammalia; Chiroptera; Pteropodidae
Gene: B3GNT4
Product: UDP-GlcNAc:betaGal beta-1,3-N-acetylglucosaminyltransferase 4
Exons: 2
Coding region: 1782-2792 (336 amino acids)
Cellular component (GO): membrane
Molecular function (GO): hexosyltransferase activity
Source: RefSeq, a predicted model, not a curated record